Molecule: messenger RNA, 963 nt
Organism: Caenorhabditis auriculariae
Lineage: Eukaryota; Metazoa; Nematoda; Chromadorea; Rhabditida; Rhabditidae
Source: the annotation of a GenBank genome assembly
AUGGUGAGUCUAAAAUAGAAGAUGGCCAAAGCAUUAGAAAAGAAAAUUCCGCUUCAACUUUCAAAGAAAAAACGGUUCGACUCGUCUUCUUCUGUCUCGAAACGUAGCAAAAAGUUGGUCAGAACACUAAUUGAUGUAUUAAAAGUUGAUCCUGAGAGUCUCAGCAUGCACAACUGUCAAAUUUCCAAGAAAUUAGGGCUUUAAUUCCCAUAACAGCAUUUCUCAACUAGUUUCAAGUGUCAUCUCCCUUUAAAACUAGAAAGAUAUGUACAGUACCGCUCAAAAGUAUAUUAAGUUUUGGUUUUUUGAGAAUAUCUCAGCGAGUACUUAUCCGAUUUAUAUAUAACUUUCAGGGAUAAUGUAAAAAAUACUUUGAAACAUAUACGGCAUAUAAAGACAUGUCCGCAAUCACUGUGACGCGUUUUAAGAAUUUUUUUAUUGAAUUCAAUUUUUGUUUUUUUAUGCUUUUUAUUUUUUUAUUUAUUUUUUUAUUAAAUUUUUUUAAGAGUAAUAAUGUUGCCAUAUGAUUUUUUUCAUGUUUUUCAGACAUGGGAAGAAUCUCUGGAAAAAAAGGAUUUGACUGAUAACGACAAAAGAGCCAUCGUUGUGGGUCGUCAAAAUGGACUGACCAUGAUGACGUUGGCAGGAAUGUUCGGCGUGACAGAGGCGGGCAUUUCUCAGUUCCUAAAGCGUUGGAAAGCUCAAGAUGGCUCUACUAAGAGCCAACACACUGGCAGACCACGUGUCACUGAUCGUAAUGACGAUAGAAACAUUUUGAAGACGUCUAGAACCGAUCCAAGACUCACCGUCCUUGCGAUCAGACGGGAAGUUUGCUUGAAUUCGCCAUCUCCGCCAUCCUUCUCGACCGUGAAACGACGUCUGAAUGCUGCUGGAAUCAUAGGAAGACGUCCAGUGAAGAAACCGCUGAUUUCUGAAAAGAAUCGAGCCGCCAGGGUGAAGUAA